This is a messenger RNA of Talaromyces rugulosus, 1029 nucleotides long. RefSeq lists its product as uncharacterized. Bases 1 to 1029 code for a protein of 342 amino acids. Gene Ontology annotation, molecular function: inorganic diphosphate phosphatase activity; magnesium ion binding. Gene Ontology annotation, biological process: phosphate-containing compound metabolic process. Lineage: Eukaryota; Fungi; Ascomycota; Eurotiomycetes; Eurotiales; Trichocomaceae. The transcript is spliced from 3 exons. Gene Ontology annotation, cellular component: cytoplasm; nucleus. The record is from RefSeq and is a predicted model, not a curated record.
AUGAAGGCCUCGGCGACAUUGACGACAGUGUCACUGCUGCGUCGAUCAUUAACAGCACCACGAGCAGCACGCUUGAUGGCGCCCCCCACCGCCGGGCGGCCACCGCCCCUCCUGUCGUCCGUGAAUGUCCCCCACCACAACCCCUCGUCGUCUUUCACUUCUUCUGCAUCUGAUCAGUCGAAACACUCUUCUCCAUCACCACGACUACCACCCGCCAUUCAGUCCAACGGCCUCUCUGCAGCCUCCAAGCGCGCUGCCCAGCUGUCUCGCCAACUGUCCUCGUCCGCUGCCUCGCCCGCCAUGUCGUACUCCAUCCGCAAAAUCGGCGCUGCCAACACCCUCGAGCACCGCGUCUACAUUGAGAAGGAUGGCGUCCCCGUCUCGCCCUUCCACGAUAUCCCCCUCUACGCCAAUGAGCAGCAGACCGUGCUGAACAUGGUCGUUGAGAUCCCUCGCUGGACCAACGCCAAGCAGGAGAUCUCCAAGGAGGAAUUCCUCAACCCCAUCAAGCAAGAUAUCAAGAAGGGCAAGCUGCGCUACGUCCGCAACUGCUUCCCCCACAAGGGCUACCUCUGGAACUACGGUGCCUUCCCCCGCACCUGGGAAGACCCCAACGUCGUCCACCCCGAGACCAAGGCCAAGGGCGACAACGACCCAUUGGAUGUCUGCGAAAUCGGCGAGCUGGUCGGCUACACCGGUCAAAUCAAGCAGGUCAAGGUGCUCGGCGUCAUGGCCCUGCUCGACGAGGAGGAGACCGACUGGAAGGUCAUCGUCAUUGACGUGAACGACCCUCUGGCCCCCAAGCUCAACGACGUUGAAGACGUCGAGCGCCACCUGCCCGGUCUUCUCCGUGCCACCAACGAGUGGUUCCGUAUCUACAAGAUCCCCGACGGCAAGCCCGAGAACCAGUUUGCCUUUUCCGGCGAGUGCAAGAACAAGAAGUACGCUGAAGAUGUCAUUCGCGAGUGCUCUGACGCUUGGGAGAAGUUGAUCACUGGCGCCACCCCUCGUGGCGAGGUGAGCGUGUAA